ACGGUCAUGCCUCCGAAGCCUGCUAAGCGUGCUACUCGCAGUGGGAGCAAGAAGCGGGACAAUACCAUGGACAGUGGUUAUAAAUCUCCCAGCUCCAGGAGGAUUGAUUGCAGAUGUUCACCUCAGCUUCUUUCGGCAAUCAUGAAGCUUAUCGUUGAAAAUGAUGAGCAGAAAGGUUACGUCACAGAAAUUGGGUUUGGGAGCUUCUUGUCCAUGGGAGAAUUUGAGAUGAAUAAGGCUCUUACCCUGUGGUUGAUUGAUAAGUUUGAUUGUGACAGUGAGGCUCUUGAGUUUGAAGGUGGCAUAUCGAUCCCAGUAAGACCACUCGUGAAGAGUGUCCUUGGAAUCCCUUCAGGCCCUAUCCAAGUUGUAGAGGACCUAGAUGUUGACGACUCUCUCUACUCUCAGUAUACUUCUAAUAGCAGAGCAAAGUAUGGGAAGGACGUGGCAAAUGAACUGUGCUGCAUAACUGACAAUGAACCGUUCUGUAUAGCAUUCAUGAUGACGAUACUUGGAAUUUAUCUAGCACCAAAUACAUCUGGGGCCGUCAACAGGGCCUUACUGGGAGCUGUUAAGCAGGUUGAUAAACUCAAAGAGAUGGACUGGUGCAAUUUCGUUGCUACCUACCUCUUCCAAGAAAUCAAGGAAUUCAAAGAAUCCAACACAACUUUUGUUACUAUAAAGGGUUGUGUCCACAUAUUGAGCGUCAUAUUCAUUGAUUUUGUGAAAGAUGCAGCGUUUGAAGUACCAGUUGGUUUUCCACGCUUGGGUGUUGUCACUACAGAACAUAUGAAAUGGGUCGUUUCACAUCCCUUCACUAGCCUGUUGGUACGUCGUCCAGAAGAGUCAGUCUAUGCUGCCGUGCUUGAUAGCAUGUCAAAAGAUAACAUUGUCAAAGAUGGGAAAUGUGUUGAUUCUGAAACAAAUAUUGAUGCCCUGUCUGAUAAGUCUGCUCCCUGCAACAACGAUCAGAAUAACAACAAGCAUCCCAUUUCAGCAGAGCUUGGCACUGCCAUCACAAGUCCCAGUACAACAAGCUGGGCCAUUGGUGAACAUGUAGAGUUAGGCACAUUACCUCGAUCAGCAGCACCUGGCUCCUUCUCAGAACACAUAAAUUAUCAAACAAGUGGCGAGCAACUGCAGUCUUCUAGGCCUUGUUCUGAACCGUGUUCUGCACAAGUGCAUGUUUCUCCAGAUGACCCUGAGGGGAUGAACCGGUGUUCCACAUCGCCGACGGAGAAUGCUGGCGAUCGGUGCGCCAAGAAGGCAAGGGUUGAUCGGCCCAGCAAUGUCCAAGCUAAGCGAGUCCAAGGAGUUGCAGUUCUGGACUUUAGUGUGCUCAAUUGCACCCUCUGCUCCUGCCCUUUAAAGCGUCCUGUUUUCCAGUGCAUUGGCAGGCAUUUAGCUUGCGGCAUAUGUCUCACCAAGUGCCCCGGUGAGCAGUGCCAGAUGUGCGAGCAUGGCGGUGGCUUCAUCCCAUGCCCCAUUAUGGACGACAUCGUUUCGUUGGCCAUGGUAGAAUGUUCCCACGACAGCUGCAAGAGCUCCAUCCCCUACCACGAGCUUGACAACCACGAGAGCGCGUGCCCCCAUGCGCCCUGCUAUUGCACGGAGCCCGGUUGUGGUUUCGCUGGCCCACCGCAGGUGCUACUCGGCCACCUCGCCGCCCUGCACUUUGUGCCGAUGUUGACGGUCAAGUAUGGCAAAGUGCACCGGCUCCGGGUGUCGGAGCCUCGAUUCCUGCUUCACGGGGAAGGGGACGACAGCGCGUUCCUCCUCACCGUGGGCGUGCUUGGCACAGCCAUGGUCGUGUCGGCUGUGUGCAUCAGGGCAGGAGCGUCGCCGCUGCCCCGGUACGCGGCCAAGCUUUGGGUGAACGGUCCUCCACCACCGAGCAGCGCGGCAGGCAAAAUCAAGUGGGAGUUGGAGACGGUGAUGAGCAGCACCAGGCCUGGCGAGGUGGUGGUGGAGGAGCUGCCGUCUUUCUUGACGGUGCCACCUGCGUAUCUGGUUGGGUCAGGGGCGUCCAAGGAGGUGACUCUGGCCAUUUGCAUUGACAAGAUGUGAUCGAUCAGUUGAGUAGGAAGUCUUACUCUAGCGCAACUAGUACUUGACAUACAGGAGCUUGUAGCAAUAACAUCAUGGUAUAUCUGGUGGGUUUGACGUCGGAAGACACAUGGCGAGGAUGUGCCACCAAUGGCAAGGUGUGCGAUGCCCAUCCGAGCCCUGGUUGCUAAUCAUUCUAAGGCUGCCUCAGAAAUGACAUGCAAAAGGCACGGUUGGUUUAAGCCACGGUUGGGGUUUGUUAAACUGAAUGUGGAUGCAGCGUUUAAUUCUGAAUAUCA
Lolium rigidum is the source of this 2345-nucleotide messenger RNA. RefSeq lists its product as uncharacterized. NCBI's taxonomy places the organism in Eukaryota, Viridiplantae, Streptophyta, Magnoliopsida, Poales, Poaceae. The transcript is spliced from 7 exons. Bases 7 to 2067 code for a protein of 686 amino acids. The record is from RefSeq and is a predicted model, not a curated record. Gene Ontology annotation, molecular function: zinc ion binding.